UUCCCACGAAGAACGUGAGGUCCACCCACACUUUCACUCGUGCCACGCAAGUCCACCCUACAAAGAUCACUGCAGCUCCGGCGCAAGCACGAUUGAUGACCCUUCCGAUGAUUGACCUUUGCCGCGACCGUCGCCGGCGUAUCACGAGUGUCAAACGUGGAUGCACCGCCACUUUUCCCUCAACCUCUGGUCUUACGAGAAAGAACAUUGCGCGCCUUCUCAACGGCAGGAAUACCAUCGACCCUCGCAGCCGAAAGGGAAAUGAUACACAGUUCGGCUCUAGGAACACCCUCUUCACCCCUAUCUGGGCGAAAUUCUCAAUGCAAUGGGAUAGUGCGGCUAUGUUUACAUCAAGAAGCGCUGCUCAAUCCGCUUGAAUCACUUUCUGCGAAUCCGAAUCGAAAACAUCGCCAUGACUACCCGACUGAAGCCCAGUUUUGAAGAAAUCAAAGGUUACGCCGCAAAGAAGACUGGGAACAUCAUUCCCGUUUUCCGUAGCAUAUCGGCUGACCUACUUACCCCAGUAUCCGCGUAUCUGCGUCUGUCCACCACAUCCAACUACUCCUUCCUCUUUGAAUCCGUUACCGGAGGGGAGAAAAUUUCCCGAUACUCCUUUCUCGGUGCCAACCCGUUCAAAGUCAUCCGAACCGGCGACAACGAGAACAUCAAGGGCGACCCACUGAUCGUCAUCGAAAGCGAAUUGAACAGCGUAAAGUACGUGGACGUACCCGAAUUGCCCGAGUUCACCGGUGGUGCCAUCGGAUACAUUUCAUACGACUGUGUGCGAUACUUUGAGCCCCGUACAGCUCGAGCCGACAUUCGCGAUCCGUUCGGAAUUCCCGACUCUGUGCUUAUGUUCUGCGACACCAUUGUCAUCUUUGACCAUCUCCACCAUCUGAUCAAAGUGGUGAGUCAUUUCCGAGUGGACAACACCGAAGGUCCCGCAGACGAAGACUCCUUCGAGCGAGAGUAUCAACGCGUCACGUCAGAGAUCGAGAAAGUCGUUGAAAUCCUGCGCGACGAGCACAUCCCCACCCCAAACCAACCCCCCAUCAUUCUGGGCGAGCAAGCCGAGUCGAACGUCGGACAGGCCGGCUACGAAAAUUUCGUGCACAAACUGAAGCAUCACAUCAACGAAGGCGAUAUCAUCCAAGCCGUCCCAUCCCAACGCAUGAGGAAGAAGACAACCCUGCACCCCUUCAACGCCUACCGCACCCUCCGCAGCGUCAACCCUUCCCCCUACAUGUUCUACGUUGACGUGAAAGACUUCCAGAUCGUCGGCGCAUCACCGGAGAUGCUCGUCAAAGUCGAGAAAGGAACCGUAUAUACCCACCCCAUUGCGGGAACACGCAAGCGCGGGAAGACACCGGCGGAAGACGAAGCCCUCGCCGCGGAUUUACUCUCGGAUAUCAAGGAACGCUCCGAACAUAUCAUGUUGGUCGAUCUCGGCCGAAACGAUGUCAACCGGAUAUGUGAUCCCUCAACAGUGAAAGUCGAUUCAUUGAUGCACAUUGAGCGAUACUCCCACGUCAUGCAUAUCGUGUCCAACGUCUCUGGUCAGCUUCGUGAAGGGAAGACUCCCUACGACGCCUUCAGAUCCAUUUUCCCCGCCGGAACAGUUUCGGGUGCGCCGAAAGUCAAGGCCAUGGAACUCAUCUACGAGCUCGAGCAAGAAAAACGCGGCAUCUACGCUGGCGCCGUCGGCUAUUUUGCAUACUCUGGGGGUAUGGAUACCGCCAUUGCGAUCCGAACGAUGCUGUUCAAGGACGGGUUCGUCUACCUCCAAGCUGGAGCGGGAAUUGUCUAUGACUCUGUUGCGACCAGCGAAUGGGAAGAAACCGUGAAUAAGCUGAAGUCGAACUUUACAGCGAUUGAGACCGCUGAGGCGUACUACCAGACCCUCCAAGUGGAGAAGAAACCACACACGGCCAUGCUCGAGCGCAUGUGGUCUGACAACAACAUCCAGAACCUCCACAGCGUCGGGUGAUCAUUGGAAAAAACAACGAAGAAACAAAUCUACGCCAAAAAAGAAAAUCGAUCACAAUGACUACGCUACUAAUCGAUAACUACGACUCCUUCACCUGGAACGUCUACCAGUUCCUUUCCGAACUCGGCGCCGACGUGGUCGUGCACAGGAACGACCAGAUC
Fimicolochytrium jonesii is the source of this 2148-nucleotide messenger RNA. Its product is annotated as anthranilate synthase component I. NCBI's taxonomy places the organism in Eukaryota, Fungi, Chytridiomycota, Chytridiomycetes, Spizellomycetales, Powellomycetaceae. The coding region runs from base 413 to 1987 and encodes 524 amino acids. The transcript has a single exon. Gene Ontology annotation, molecular function: anthranilate synthase activity. Gene Ontology annotation, biological process: L-tryptophan biosynthetic process. The record is from RefSeq and is a predicted model, not a curated record.